Molecule: messenger RNA, 624 nt
Organism: Oppiella nova
Lineage: Eukaryota; Metazoa; Arthropoda; Arachnida; Sarcoptiformes; Oppiidae
Source: the annotation of a GenBank genome assembly
AUGGAAUGGUUGCGAUCGAUUGAUUUGUCUGAAUUUGCGCCAAACCUGCGCGGGUCUGGAGUUCACGGCGCUCUCAUCGUAUACGAGCCCGCCUUCAACGCCGACCUCUUCUCUACAUUGCUAUCCAUUCCUACCGUAAAAACCCUUUUGCGUCGACACAUCUCUAUUAAGUUUAAACAACUCAUUGGAAAUGAUUUGUGUCGAGAGAAACGCGACUUUGAAUGCCUUCCCAAUUACGUGCCUAUGAUUCCCGGCGCUAAAGUGAAGAUCCACAGAAAAGGACAGUUCACCCUUAAAAAGAAACGUAAAUCAGAUAUGAGUUACGAUGACUACGUCUGUCCGAUGGGAGACAAUGCGAGCACCGGGUCUCACACUCCGAGUCUUCGCUCAGUUCGCCGACAGAACUCUAUUUCGAGCACUAAUUCAACGCAAAGUAAUACAAUGGAUGGCAACAGAAGAGAUAAAGUGACUGAUGUCUGAACACUACAACGAUUACUAGAUUUUAUAUACAUUUUAUGUCUUUUGACUAUAUUUUCAAUUUUCUUAUUUUCUUCCAUUAACUCUAAAUUUAGACCAAAAUUAUAUAAUUUAUAUCUUAUUUACAGCUAUUGUUAUACAAAUUCA